Molecule: messenger RNA, 858 nt
Organism: Auanema sp. JU1783
Lineage: Eukaryota; Metazoa; Nematoda; Chromadorea; Rhabditida; Rhabditidae
Source: the annotation of a GenBank genome assembly
AUGCUAACAUACUCAAACUUAUGCAAUCAAUAUCGAUUAGAUUCGGAAUUUCGAUCGUCUCUACAAUGUUUUUCGUAUUUCUUAGCAAUUUCACUCGUGUUAAUAUGGCUCCCAUAUUUCUUGUGCCUUCCCAUAUCAGCCAUUUGCUUUUAUAUUUUGUAUAACAAGACAACAAAGCUUGGACUGAAACAUGCGUUCACCAUGCAGGCAGCUUUUCUAGGCUGGACGACUGGAUCAUCAGCCUUAUUAUUCUUCAUAUUAAACAGACCAUCUUUUUCCACAUUUUUCGCCUACUCCUUCAUUCUUUCUGUUUUUCAUUUUUCUGAGUUUGUCUUCACAGCGAUAACAAAUAGGCGAUCGCUUCAGCCUGAUUCAUUUCUUCUGAAUCAUUCGCACGCGUAUUGGAUAGCAGCAAUCAGCAGUUGGUUCGAAUUUUUCCUCGAGGCUUACUACGUGCCUGCUGUGAAAGGAGGAUGGGUUUGUUUUCUGGGUUUCCUCUUGUGUUGCCUUGGAGAAUUCAUCCGCAAAUCGGCCAUGGUUCAAGCUGGUGUUGGAUUCACCCAUAAAUUGGCAAUGCGUAAAAGAGAAGAUCAUGUCCUCGUAGUAACAGGUGUUUAUGCUUGGAUGAGACACCCCGGCUAUUGCGGCUGGUUUCUCUGGAGCGUAGGAACUCAAUUAAUCUUAUGUAAUCCGUUUUGUGCAUUGGCGUAUGCUUACGUAUCGUGGAAGUUCUUCCACGACAGAAUUUUUGAAGAGGAACGGGAUUUGAUCCAAUUCUUCGGACAGGAUUAUAUGGAAUAUCAGGAUAAAGUUUGUAGUGGUGUUCCUUUUGUAACGGGUUACUUACUGACUACCUAA